Molecule: messenger RNA, 366 nt
Organism: Nicrophorus vespilloides
Lineage: Eukaryota; Metazoa; Arthropoda; Insecta; Coleoptera; Silphidae
Product: larval cuticle protein A2B-like
Exons: 2
Coding region: 1-366 (121 amino acids)
Cellular component (GO): extracellular matrix
Source: RefSeq, a predicted model, not a curated record
AUGUUUGCUAAGCUUGUGCUCAAGCCGAAGUUUAUGAACUUGGACAUGGUCACCAUUGCUACUUCCUACUCCUCUCUCAGCGGUGCUCCAUUUGCCCACUACUCUCCUUCCCCAAUUGCUGUAACGCAAGACGCUGUAACCGGCGAUGUCAAGAACCAACAUGAAGAACGUGACGGAGAUGUUGUCAAGGGAUACUACACCUUGGUCCAACCUGAUGGAGUCACCCGUACUGUCCACUACACCGCUGACUCCCACAACGGUUUCAACGCUGAAGUAGAAUACAAAGGAGAACCAAUUGUACAAAAAGCCGUAGUAACCAAGACCAUUGUUGCCGCUGCCCCAGUAUACAAAGCCUACCACCAUUAA